Messenger RNA from Dinoponera quadriceps, 2460 nucleotides. RefSeq lists its product as uncharacterized. The record is from RefSeq and is a predicted model, not a curated record. NCBI's taxonomy places the organism in Eukaryota, Metazoa, Arthropoda, Insecta, Hymenoptera, Formicidae. Bases 1084 to 1833 code for a protein of 249 amino acids. Gene Ontology annotation, cellular component: membrane; neuron projection. Gene Ontology annotation, biological process: G protein-coupled receptor signaling pathway. The transcript has 5 exons.
GUUGCUACGCCACAUACCGCUUGUUGCAGCUCGGCUCGGUUCGCUUAGUGCUCGAUCAACGAUGCACCGUGGAGGUGGCUCGAGUGACAGGAAGACAGAAAUAAGCGAGAGCCGCGUAUGAUACGUAACUGAAAUCACCUGCGGUGUAAAUCAUCCCUCGUAAUCGCUCCAAGAGCCCGACGACGCUACAAGAACCGAAGCCUUGCGCGACACUGUCAUUCUUGAGUCGCCGUGCUUGGCGCUUUAAAGUCCUCUCCUCAAGUCCUGUGAGAUUUUCGCCCUCUUGUCUGUUGACGUCGGCGGAUCUCACGAACGUGUGCCGAAUACGCGGAGAAAUUCUUCUCGGGCCGAAAAAUUCCAAAGAUUGACUCGUAGGAGAUCCUUGUUAAAUGACGAGACACGCGAUAGCCGUUCGCGCGCGUAACCUGACUCGCGCGAUAAAAUUGCGAUAUAUAUUUAGCAUACGUGAUAUUCGUCAUCCCGCGGAAAAAUCUCUCCCGUGCUGAAUGCGGUGGAGGAAAUCUGCGUUCGCCCAUUAUUUUCCAAAAUUCUUCAACCGAACGAUGCGCGUGAUCGCAAUUACGAUCUCGUAACUUUGCUACUUUAAUUUUGGUUGUAGCGAAAUUCAAAUCUUACGGGGGGAUAUGCUCCUCGUUAUGCAACAGUGCGUUUUAUUAGAAUAUGCCGCGUGAGUCUUUAAAAAGCACACACGGGAGGGAAAGGUCAAGCAUGUUGCGGCGGCUAUGUCGCUCCGAGAGAUGACUAUACUGUUGCCAAGUUGAGAGAACGAUAAGUCUAUUAUCAGCCAGCUUUAAGUGAGCCGAGAUUGAUCCAUGCAAAAAUAAUCGCGCGACAAAAAAGGAGAAAAAAAUAGAAGGAAAAGAGGAUCACAUGGCGGGAAUACGCGCGAAGUGUACUUCACGACGGCGAUUAUCGAUGCGCGGUACGCGAUCGCGAAAACCGUGCAUUCGGGGGUAACUUCCUGUGUAUUUUGCGCGAUCGCGUACUCCGGAAAUGUUCGUAGAACUUAUUGUUGUGCCGAGUGACGCAAAUUGGCGAACAAAUUGUUCGUAACUAGAUCAGAUGAUGACGGAUUCGCCGACACCUUCGACUAGCAAACAUCACGACGAUAAAUGCGACAAGCCCGAGAAACCCGAUAAGACAGUGUCACUGCAAAUUCAAGACAUAAACAGCCAGGUAGCACAGUUUCGAGAUUUGCUCAUUAAUAUCGGACAACCGCGCGACAGUCCAGAGUUACGCGAAAAAAUACGAAAAAUGCGUCGUAACUGUGUGGAGGCUUGCAAACACAUCUCUCAACUGGUACUGCCACAUGUACGAAGCGCUAUGGACAUUGGAAUACCGGUGGAUAGCCCGAAUUUGGUACUGUUGUUUUACGUGGCGCAACUCUUCUUACGCGAACUGCACAAGAGUAAAAAUCUCAUACGUAUCGUACCCAUGGACAUGUCCGGAUAUUAUGAGAGCCGCGCUGGUCCUUCAUAUAUCGGCAACGUGGUUUCGCAAAUCCUCCUGUGCAAACAGAUCAGGCCGGACUUCAAUGAAGAGGAACUCUGUAGCAUUCGUAAAGACUCGGAAGAGAUCAGUCAACUGAUAGCGGAGCUGCAAGAAUUCAUGCCCCAAUCCGAGGCUGACACGGGUACAAUUCCGCUGAAAAACCCAUGGCCCUUCACGAUUCAGGGAAUAAAAUCAAUCGGAAUAACGGGACACGGAGGAUGCACCGAUGGAGCAGCAACAGGGAACAACAAUCGUCCUAUUUCCGCAAUGGUUUUAGGUUUCUAUGCUGUGCCGCGAGCACGAAUUACGUUUAACGUAUGAUCCAUUUUACUUUAUCCUUAAAGGUAAUAUUUUUAUUUAAGUAUGAAUAAUGAUAGUGAUUAACAUAAUAAUUGAUUAACGAUAUUUCGGCUUAGACAUUUAUCAAACAGAAUGGUUGUUAAGAAAAAAUUAAUUUGAUUCAUGAAAUAUCCUAAGAAAGACAUGUCAUUUGCGAGAAUUUGAUGCUAUCGAAAGAAUUCCAAGAUACUUUUCUUCUGGAAGUAUUUUAAUAAUGCGAAUAGUGCAUUCAUAACCCAGAGAGCGUAAUGUCUAAAAUAGAGAUAUGAGACAUCUUAAAGACGUCUUUAAGGCGUCGGAAUAUAAGACGUUUUAAAGAUAUUAUAUGUCUUUAAGACAUCUUAUGUCUCGAUUUUAGACAUUGUAUUGCAUGGGAUUAUACAAAGGCUCGUAUUCUAAACUCCCUUUUAUUGACAAAAGUGUUUCUAAAAAUAGUUAGAAACCAUCUGAUUGGCUAAGAUGUCACAAUUAAGAUACUUAUCGAUAAAAAAAGAGCUUAGAAUGUGGGCCAAAGUCUUGAAUAAAUAAUCAUUUGCUAAGAGAUAUUUACAACAUCGAGAGUAUAAUCUUUAUAUAUUAUAGGAAUGAAGAGAGAGAGGGAGAGAGAGA